AAUCACUCAGUUUGUACAUAUCCGACAUAAAAGACGGCGAUUUCGGUGAUGCUAAAGGAGCUGAUGUUUUUACAUGUGCUGAGUUCGACGAAUCUGGUGAUUAUUUGGCAGCUGGUGAUAAAUCUGGCCGCAUAUAUGUUUUUAAUGCCAAUGGGCAGGCAAGAUUUUUCUUGAUAUCGUGA
Molecule: messenger RNA, 182 nt
Organism: Hydatigera taeniaeformis
Lineage: Eukaryota; Metazoa; Platyhelminthes; Cestoda; Cyclophyllidea; Taeniidae
Source: the annotation of a GenBank genome assembly